Molecule: messenger RNA, 405 nt
Organism: Papaver somniferum (opium poppy)
Lineage: Eukaryota; Viridiplantae; Streptophyta; Magnoliopsida; Ranunculales; Papaveraceae
Product: copper transporter 1-like
Exons: 2
Coding region: 1-405 (134 amino acids)
Biological process (GO): intracellular copper ion homeostasis; copper ion transmembrane transport
Cellular component (GO): plasma membrane
Molecular function (GO): copper ion transmembrane transporter activity
Source: RefSeq, a predicted model, not a curated record
AUGGAUGGAAUGGGUGGUGGUAACAGUACAAAAGAAUAUAUGAAUAUGUCGAUGCAAAUGACAUUCUACUGGGGUAUGGCUUCGGAAAUUUUGUUUAAAGGAUGGUCAGGCCAUCAAACAGGUAUGUACGUAUUAGCUUUGGUAAUCAUUUUUGCGCUUGCAAUGCUUGUUGAGUUUCUUGCAUACACGGAUUUCGUUAAAUUUGGGUUGACGCCUAUCGCGCUAAGGAUACUGCUAGCGAUGAAGCAUGGUAUUCGUGUUGGAUUACUUUACUUGGUCAUGCUUGCUGUCAUGACCUUCAAUGUUGGUGUCCUCAUAGCAGCAGUGUCUGGUCAUGCGCUUGGGUUCUUUUUUUCCGGCAGUCGGACGAUUUCACCGGUUAAUCCUGAAGGUGCUGGUGCAUAA